UGUUUUGCUUUCUCAGAUAAAAUGCAUGUGUCAUUAGCUGAAGCCCUGGAAGUUCGGGGUGGACCACUACAGGAAGAAGAAAUAUGGGCUGUGCUGAAUCAAAGUGCUGAAAGCCUUCAAGAGUUACUCCGAAAAGCUGAUCCAAUUGCUCUGGGCUUUCUCAUAUCUCCGUGGUCUCUUCUGCUGCUUCCAUCUGGCAGCGUAUCUUUUACAGAUAAAAAUAUUUCUAAUCAAGAUCUGCAAGCAUUCACAGAACCAGAAGUUCUCAAAAAUCAGUCAUUCUCAUCUGUUUCUGAUGUUGAAAAGAUCCACAUUUAUUCUCUUGGGAUGACACUUUAUUGGGGAGCUGACUAUGAUGUUCCAGAAAGCCAGCCAAUCAAACUUGGAGAUCAUCUGAACAGCAUUCUCCUUGGUAUGUGUGAAGAUACUGUUUAUGCUCGUGUAUCUAUACGGACCGUUCUUGACGCCUGCAGUGCUCACAUACGGAACAGCAACUGUGCACCUUCUUUCUCAUAUGUGAAACAAUUAGUCAAACUGGUUCUGGGGAGUUUGCCUGGGGUAGACCAGCUUCCUUGCACAGGGGACAAAAAACUUCACACAGACAAGAGCCAGGCCAUUCGAGAGAGGCUGAGAGGAAAACGGCUUCCCACAGGAAGAAUGACUGAUGCAGCAGCUGGUUACCAGGCCCCAUUUUCUCAACAAACCGUGCUUAACAAAGGGCUUAGUAAGUCAUUGGAGUUCCUGUCAAUCAGUGACUCACGAGGUGAAAAGGAGCUUUCUCAAAAUAUUGCGUCUGAUUACAAUUCUGGCCAUGAAGACAGUACAGAUACUUGCUGUCCUUACCGAUUCAGAGCUUCCAACCUGGAAAAGAAAGCCAACAGUGAUCCCAAACGCAAAGUAUGGGCUUCUUCCUCUGAUCUGUUGUGCACAACUCACAAAGUCACAGAGGGAGACUAUGCCGCAGAUUCUCAUAAGCACCAUCAUCAAGGCGGAACCAUUUCAGGGCGGACUUCAGGAGCUCUCAGAAACAAAGAAAGCAGAUAUUCUGAUGGGAGCAUAGCCCUGGAUAUAUUUGGCCCUCAAAAACUUGACCAAGUGCUUCAUGUAUCAGAGACCUCAACAUCAGCAGCCUUAUUAUGUGCCUUUGACAGGAUCAAAGAGAAGCAGAAGAAAUUGCAGUUGCUGAGAGAAGCCAUGAAUGUAGAAGAGCACGUACGAAAAUAUAAAUCUUACCAUAGUGAUGUAUGCAGCACUGACAGUGAGGGCCCAUCAUUCAUUUCUUCAGAGACAGAUUUUAGACAAGUGAGGAGAUAUGAAGCUCUAAAAGAUGAAUCCAGUGUUUCCUCCUUAAGAAUAGAUGAUACCUCUUCAUCAGGUCAAAAACAAGGACAAAGAUCAAGGCAGUAUGAAGCAACUCCUGAAGACAACCUGUUGAGCCAAGAAGUAAUGUUGAAGCGCCAGGAGGAGGAGAUGAUGCAACUGCAAGCUAAAAUGGCUCUCCGGCAGUCUCGGCUCAGCCUCUAUCCUGGAGACAUAGUGCGGCCGAGUGUGCUUGAUAUGACAAAGGAUCCACUUAGAGAAAUUGCUUUGGAAACAGCUAUGACACAAAGGAAGCUAAGGAAUUUCUUUGGUCCUGAGUUUGUAAAAACGACCAUUGAACCCUUUACCUCCUUGGAUCUGCCAAAAUCAAUUCUGAACAAGAAAGGGAAGAAUGAAGACAAUCGCCGGAAAGUCAACAUCAUACUUUUAAGUGGCCAAAGAUUAGAAUUGACUUGUGAUACUAAGACCUUAUGCAAAGAUGUAUUUGAUAUGGUAGUUGCCCAUAUUGGUUUAAUGGAGCAUCACUUGUUUGGAUUAGCUUCUUUAAAAGAAAACGAGUAUUUCUUCAUCGAUCCAGAGCUGAAGCUAACUAAAGUAGCUCCUGAUGGCUGGAAAGAAGAAUCCAAGAAAAGGAACAAAAACACAGUAAACUUUGUCUUGUACUUCCGGAUUAAGUUCUUUGUGGAUGAUAUUAGUCUCAUUCAGCACACAUUGACAUAUCAUCAGUAUUACGAUGUCAAUUCCUUUCUAGAAGAACUUCUCUUCCAUGUAACACUACUACUUUGUCGGAAUAACGACCGGAGGAACCGGGAGGUACAUGGCUUAUCCUACUUCAGAACAGAAUACUAUUUGCCGGCAAGAGUGAUAGAGAAUCUGGAGCUACCCAAUGUGAAAGAAGAAUUGCCAAAGCUGCAUAGCACCUAUGCAGGUGCUUCUGAAAAAGAAGCUGAAAUAGAAUUUCUGAAGAUUUGCCAAAGACUGACAAAUUAUGGUGUACAUUUUCAUCGGGUGUUGCCAGAGAAAAAAUCUCAGACCGGAAUUCUGCUGGGAGUUUGCUCCAAAGGAGUUAUCAUUUUUGAAGUUCACAACGGUGCCCGAAUGCCUGUCCUUCGUUUCCCGUGGAGAGAAACAAAGAAAAUUUCCUUCAGUAAAAGAAAGAUAACACUGCAGAACAAUUCGGAUGGUAUAAAGCACACGUUCCAAACAGAUACAACCAAGACCUGCCAAUACUUGUUACAGGUCUGCUCUGCACAGCACAAAUUCCAGCUCCAGAUGAAAGCCAGGCAGAGCAACCAGGAUGCUCAGGAAAUUGAAAGAGCAUCCCUUAGGAGUCUCAGCCUCCACCCUGAUUCCGUGAAAGGAUUUAACAUGGGACGUGCCAUCAGUACCAACAGCCUGGCCAGCAGCACGUUGAACAGGCUUGCUGUCCGGCCAUCGACAGUACAAGCAGAGAUUCUCAAAAGACUCUCCUAUUCAGAAUUGUCCCUUUUCCAGCCUGCCCAAGGAUAUUCCAGAGACAAAAACGAGAAGACGUCAUGGGAGGAAAGACCCAAAAUUAUGAGCAAAUCUUUCCAUGACUUGACACAGAGUCAGGUGUUGGUCAGCCCCGUUCGGAAAACUUUUGCCGCCUCUGGGAACUCCUCAUCACGGAAAAUGGAGGAAUUGAUGGAGAAGAUCUUUCAAACAGCGCCAAAAUCUAAUACCGAAUCAGUGGUUGGAGGAGCAAAACUCAACAAUUCAGACUCCCAUGCAGGUUUAAAUGCCAGCCUAGAAAGAAAGAAAAAUGAAUUUGACUCUUCAUCCACAGAAGAUACAGACCAAGCCUUUGUAAUAGAUGGUCUCCAAACAGAGAAGAAUAUAGUGUCUUUACCAGAAAGGGAGGUCAACUUGAUCAACUUGAAAAAAGAUGAAAAAUAUGGCUUAGGGUUUGAGAUAACUGGUGGCGAGAAGACUGGAAAAUUUGAUCUUGGAAUUUUUAUCCAAUCAGUAACUCCUGGGGGACCAGCUGAUUUGCAAGGAUCAUUAAAACCAGGAGAUCGUCUGAUUUCAGUAAACAGUGUGAGUUUGGAAGGGGUCAGCCAUCUUGCAGCUUUAGAAAUUAUUGAGCAUGCUCCAGAAAAUGUGACCCUUGUCGUUUCUCAGCCUAAGGAUGGAUCAGUUAAAGGAACGUCCAGUCUCCUAAGAAAGGGAUGCUUUAAAAAGACUUCCUUGAGGGCAGACCAUGAGGCUGAGUCCUCUUCAGAGGAACAGAACUGGCCAGUAAGUCACUGGAGACCCAACUCUGGAAGUGUAUCUGGUAUUUGCUCAAGCAAAUGGGGUGGGAGUCUCAGCUCCCAAGACUCCAGGACCGAGAGUGCUAGCCUGUCCCAAACCAACCACAGCCUUGGCCACCAUAUCAAUGACCAGCAGGAAUUGCAGCAUUGCAGUAAUCCUCUCCUGGGCCCUCCCAAAUGCGGUGAAAAGAAUGGAUCUUCUUCAGAGACCAACCUGAUCAAAACCAAACUGACUGGCAUGGCAGAGACCCCCGACUAUUCUGACCGAGGGGAUUCUGACAUGGAUGAAGCCACUUACUCCAGCAGUCAGGAGCAAACCGCAUUGAAAAGGGAAGCUUCCUUGGUGAAUUUCUGCAGCUCCAUGAAUUCUAAAAUAUCUCUUAAACCUGGAGAUAUCUUUGAAGUCAGACUGGCCAAAAAUGAGAACGGCUUGGGCAUAAGUGUUACGGUACUGUUUGACAAGGGUGGCGUGAACACCAAUGUGAAGUAUGGAGGACUUUAUGUAAAGGCAAUCAUUCCUAAGGGAGCAGCCGAAGCUGAUGGUAGGAUUCAGAAAGGUGACCGAGUGCUUUCUGUUAAUGGGAUCACACUGGAAGGAGCAACACAUAAACAAGCUGUGGAAAUCAUGAGAAACACUGGCCAGGAGGUCCAUCUAGUACUAGAAAAGGGGCAGCUUCCAGCAGCCAGAGUCCAAGCUCCCACAACAUCACAGUGCACACCUACAAACAAACCCAGUCAUAGUGUCCUCCUGGAGAAGCCUGUGAAGAAGACUUCAUGUACCAGAGAAUACAACUUUGUCACUGAUGACAAUACAUUCGAGGUGAAACUCGUGAAAAACAGUUCUGGGCUAGGCUUCAGUUUCUGCCGUGAAGAUAGCGUCUCCCCAGAACAGCCGGGUUCCAGUAUAGUCAGGGUGAAAAAACUCUUUCCGGGACAACCAGCUGCAGAGAGUGGGCAGAUUGAAGUUGGAGAUGUCAUCCUGAAAGUCAACGGUUCUUCUCUAAAAGGGUUAUCUCAGCAGGAAGUCAUCUCGGCUCUCAGGGGAACUUCCCCUGAAGUCACCCUUCUCCUCUGCAGGCCACUUCCUGGAAUUUUACCAGAGAUUGAUCCUACGUUAUUGACACCCAUCCAUUCCCCACCACAAAUAUUCCCCAAAGUGGGCAAAGGAAACCUACCGCCCCCUAAUGGAGAACAAGAUGAUAGUUCUGAUGAAAACGAAGCCAUUGACCAGAACAAGGUCAGGUCUCCUUCUCGGAGAGACAGCUACAGUGACAGCAGUGGGAGCGGAGGGGACGAAAUCAUCGCAAAUGCAGCCAGCCCAAAGUGGAAUUCUGCUUUGUAUCAAACCCCAAGCAAGUCAGCAGCUCAAGCACCUAGUCCUUAUGAGACAUCCAGCAAGCAAAGGGAAGCAAUCCACACAGCAUUUUGCCCCCCUCUUGAAUCAUCUAGGAAGCAAGACAUGGAGAACAGCAACCCUCCAUCACCUCUGCUAAUGGAGUUGUCACCAAUAUCAAACCAAAGAACCAUCCCACUUAAUUUUACAGAAGAAAAAUUCAACUCUUCUCUCUCUGACUUCACAUCUCCACAAGGCAGACUGGCGCCGCUUUUCAGUCAGCUUGAAAAACAUGCAGAUGAAUAUGAACCAGAAGUGGAACUCCAUGUAGUUCUAACUAAAUCUGAGAAAGGUAGCCUUGGCUUCACAGUGACAAAAGGCAGUGAUAAUAUCGGCUGUUACAUCCAUGAUGUAGUACAAGAUCCUGCCAAAAGCGAUGGGCGGUUGCGACCUGGAGAUCGUCUAAUCAAAAGAAAGGAAUUUGGAGGGAACAGAGGUAUUUCCCUUGCAGGUGGCCAUGAUAGUCUUUAUCAGGUGUUAUACAUUAGCGAUAUCAGUCCCAAAUCUGCUGCAGCCAUGGAGGGAACACUCCACAUUCUGGAUGUCAUCCAUUAUAUUAAUGGGAUCAGCAGUCAGGGAAUGACCUUGAAAGAAGCCAAGAGGGCGUUGGAAAUAGCUCUUCCAAAUGUGAUCCUGAAAGCAACAAGAGAUGGCCACCCAGUGUUUCCAAAAGCUAAAGAACAUGAAUUCAUUGGUCUGAAGUCAGUCAAACAGAAUGGACAUUUUCAGGGAGAGCAUUGUAGCAAAACAGAAAAGGGACCUCAUCAUUGCAAAAUUAAUGGCGAAACAAAUAACAGUCUUCAACUGACAAGUCUAACCCAGGAUCCCAUCUCUAAAGAAAUGCCUCCAAGUGAUACCACUGUUCAGGUCUCAGAUUUUCUCAAAUACAACAACCACAAAG
Molecule: messenger RNA, 5887 nt
Organism: Protobothrops mucrosquamatus (brown spotted pit viper)
Lineage: Eukaryota; Metazoa; Chordata; Lepidosauria; Squamata; Viperidae
Gene: PTPN13
Product: protein tyrosine phosphatase non-receptor type 13
Exons: 36
Biological process (GO): peptidyl-tyrosine dephosphorylation
Cellular component (GO): nucleus; cytoskeleton; cytoplasm
Molecular function (GO): phosphatidylinositol 3-kinase regulatory subunit binding; protein tyrosine phosphatase activity
Source: RefSeq, a predicted model, not a curated record